This is a messenger RNA of Lucilia sericata (common green bottle fly), 1305 nucleotides long. Its product is annotated as cyclin-dependent kinase 20. Gene Ontology annotation, biological process: protein phosphorylation. The transcript has 6 exons. NCBI's taxonomy places the organism in Eukaryota, Metazoa, Arthropoda, Insecta, Diptera, Calliphoridae. Bases 259 to 1146 code for a protein of 295 amino acids. The record is from RefSeq and is a predicted model, not a curated record. Gene Ontology annotation, molecular function: cyclin-dependent protein serine/threonine kinase activity; ATP binding. Gene Ontology annotation, cellular component: nucleus.
UGUAAGAUAUCGGAAGGGUGGUUUUGCAUUGGGGUCUAUGACCUUAAAUACAAAUAUUAUAAAAACAAAGCAAUAAAAAUACAUGCAAUGUCAAAAUUAUACCGCUAAAAGAAACAUUUUGUAAAAUUAAAUAACAACAAUUCGGUUGUCAUUGGCAACAAUUGGUCAAACAUUUACAUACAUACAUAUGUUCACAUUUAUAUACCAAACAACUGGUACAAAUAGUGUAAAUUGAAGUUUUCAUAAGGAAUAACUAAAAUGGAAGAUUACGCUCCAAGUCGUUACAAAAUGUUGGAAAAAAUCGGUGAAGGUGUUCAUGGUUGUGUAUUUAAAGCUUUAGAUUUACAACGUAAUCGUACAGUUGCCAUUAAAAAGGUAGCUUUAAAAAAUAAGUUCGGUAACAUUUCCCUAAAUACUUUACGUGAAAUAAAAACCUUGCAAUUAUCAAAAUGUGAAUAUAUUAUCAAUAUUUUAGAUUUAUUUCCGGAUCUUAUUGGUUUAUCAUUAGUACUGGAAUAUAUGCCAGAAACAUUAUAUGGUAAAUUAAAAAAUGAACUAAAUCCCUUAAGUAGACAACAAGUGCGCAAAUUUUCUUUAAUGAUGUUAAAUGGCAUUGAAUAUCUUCAUAGUUUGGAUAUAAUUCACAGAGAUAUUAAACCUGCCAAUUUAUUGAUAAGCGAAAAUGAAGUUUUAAAAAUUUCUGACUUUGGUUUGGCGCGACUGUAUUUUCCUGAGGAAGAAUCAAGAUUAUAUUCACCACAAGUUUCUACACGAUGGUAUCGUGCUCCCGAAAUAUUGUGGGGUAGUCAAAAAUAUGGUCCUCCAGUUGAUAUGUGGGCGGCUGGUUGUGUUAUUGCGGAAAUGUUAAGAGGUGUACCAUUAUUCGCAGGCACCACCGAUAUUGAACAAUUGGCUUUAGUCAUUCGUACAUUAGGUACUCCACGCUUAAACGAAUGGCCAGAUUUAACAUCUUUGCCUGAUUACAAUAAAAUUAGAUUUCCUAAUGCAGUGGGUAUAUAUUGGGAUAAUCUCUUUCCUAGUUGUACGCAUGCAGUUGAAAUAAACUUGGUAUCCAAUCUUGUUGUUUAUAACCCCAAAAAUCGUUUAAAAGCUUCUGAAGCCACAAAACAUGACUAUUUUCAUUGAGAAUAUUAUGAAUUUAUGGAUUAGUUUUAAAUUAAAUAAAAAUAACGGCACGUUUUUAAACAAUUUUAACAACCCUGCUUUAUAUUAAUCUGGCAGCGCAAUUUUUUUUAACCAUCUGGUUUCUUAUACCUAAUUAAAUAUGGCAUCAUCACACUUUGU